UCCUCAGGCUCUGUCCUGAGGGAAGGAGUUCUCUGUCCUUCCCUUUUUCCCCCCCCCUAUCCCCUCUACCCCUGGGGCCUUGACCUUUUGCUAUAGCGCGGCCUCCACGGUGGCAAGUCCGGAGUGGCUGGGGGGGCAGCAGGGCCCGGCUCUGCGAGCUGCUGUGCGGCAAGGCUGCGGGCAGAUCUUUCUCUGAUUUCUGUUGCCUGCAUCUGCGAAAGGAAGCAGGAACAUUGAGUAGAAAGUUUGAGGUCCGUGGAUGAGCUUUUUUGUUGUUAUUAUUUUUCGAAGUAAUGCUGCCCUCGGUGUAAUAACUUCAGUCUGGACUCUGCAGUUUUGGGAUUCAGCCUCAUAUUGCCUUGUCAUGGCUUGAGCCCGUCAAAGAACUACUGAUGCACACAGUGUACUUUCAUGAGCAAAGAUAGGCCCGUGAAUAAUUGCAGAAUUCAUCUUUUUCUGCCUCUCCAAAGUCCUCAAAGUUUGAUAGCUCUCUUGAAGAACGCUUGCUAUAAAGGGCAAUCACAUAGCUCUAGGGCUGAGCAUCACUCUCAGACCCUUGUAAGGAGAUUACUUGUUUAAUAAUUUUGCUACACAGCCUUAAUUUUGUAAGUGGUAAUGUAAAAGUUGCUUUCCUUCUUCCUUCGUUCUGUAAUACUUGUAAACUAGACAAUAGAGUACUGUGAUACAGUGUAUGGGGAAAAUGAAAGUGAAACUGCAUACAGUUAUUGAAAUAAGUGAGUGGUCUAUAGAUCUUGAAAAAAAAUAGAAAGGACUUGAUAAGAAAUACUUUUGUUCACAUAUGAGUCUUCACGGUUACUAUGCCAAAUAUUUUUUCAUGGUACAUGCAUAUGGGAAAAGUAAAACAUUCUAAAAUUGGUUGUGCAAGGUGCUUCCCUCUUUGAGGAAGGAAGGGAAUUUGGUUUCCUUCAUGAUUUAUUCCCUGCCUCCUGUCUUUUCCUUCGUCCUCUGGAAAUAGGAGGACUAGUUCUUUGUUAAUCUAGUAGUAUCUCAUGGCCCUUGCAUCAGCGUAAGAUGGUUUUCUUUGUGCAUACUUCUUGCAUUUUCUCAUGACUGCUUUAAUAUUUUGUUCAAGUGGAAUCGAUUCAUUUGAGGUUGGGAAGCUGAUUUUCAGAUGAGAAUUUUGACCUCCAACUCUUGUGUGGUAUGUUUUCAUUCAUUCAUCUGAAUAUCUGCUAGUUGUUUUAGCCUGGGUGCUAUUUUCUACCGAGUAUUAUUCUUGCAAUGAGUCUAACUCUCCUUUCUAUUUCUUAAGUCACCAGUUUGUUUUUGCCAGUGUUCUUAUGUUUCCCUUUACUGGACAUGAGUGCAAAAUGCUUCCUGGGAACUAUGGGAGAGUUUGUCUGCCCUUGGAACAGGGAAGGAGACAGACUGUAGGAAGGACAUUGAAGGACAGCUAAUGCAAGGCUUUUCCACCUGUUUUCUUACUGUGGAGUAUGUGGAUUCCAGUAAAAGUUUUAAAUGAGGAGAGCGAGUCUUCCACCUUUAUUCAAAUACUUAGGACACAGCUGUUAAUGGAAAAUUUCAUAUAUGAGUACAGAAUAAGGAAGGUACUCUAGUCUUUAAGGAAAUGGCAGGAUUCUUGGACAACUUCCGAUGGCCAGAAUGUGAGUGUGUUGACUGGAGUGAAAGAAGAAAUGCGGUUGCAUCAAUAGUCGCAGGUGUAUUGUUUUUCACAGGUUGGUGGAUAAUGAUAGAUGCUGCAGUAGUUUACCCAAAGCCAGAACAAAUGAACCAUGCAUUCCAUACCUGUGGGGUGUUUUCAACACUAGCUUUUUUCAUGAUAAAUGCUGUAUCAAAUGCACAGGUGAGAGGAGACAGCUACAGUGACGGAUGUUUAGGAAGGACAGGUGCUCGUGUCUGGCUCUUUAUUGGCUUUAUGUUGAUGUUUGGUUCACUUAUUGCUUCAAUGUGGAUUCUUUUUGGAGCGUAUGUUACACAGAACACUAACGUUUACCCUGGAUUAGCAGUGUUUUUCCAAAAUGCGUUGAUAUUUUUCAGUACUCUGAUCUACAAGUUUGGAAGAACAGAGGAAUUAUGGGGAUGAGAGAUCAAGUACAGCAUUGUCUAUUCCAUAGCGGCUAUGUUGUAUUCUGUAUGUAGAUACAUUUACAUUUAUUUGUUCUCAUUUGCUUUCUAAAUCAUAUGAACUGAACUGAGACAAAUUACAGUUUCUGUAAGAAGCUCCCUCUUUUCAUAGGAAAGUUUUGUGAAUAUGUACAUAUGACUGUAUAUAUCUUAAAAAGGGAAAGUCAGGCUUUCUUUUUGAAAUCUUCAGGCUUAUUCCUUCAAACACAUGGCUUUCUAUCAACCCUUAAGACUUGAUCUUCCAAAUCUUGACAUGUGAGAGAGACUUCAGUGGAACUACAAAUGAAUUAACAAGAUAAUGCCUGUACUCUGUAAAGGUGUUUAUUACUUGCACGCAUUGGUGAGCUGUAGCUGAUUUUGCAAGGGUAAACAACAAGGGCUAGUUGUAUACUUGAAGUAGUAAAGAGCUCAUGGAAGUGGCCCAGUAAAGCCUGUAUUUAAUGAGGGUAAAUUCUAUUGUAUGAAAUAAAAGUUGAUUUCAAGAAUUGUAUGUAACUGCUCAGAAAAAUCUAAAGUAGCAAUUUCUUUUUUCUUUUUUUUUUUUUUUUUUGUAAACAGUGAUGAAUUUUUAGACAAGGCCCUGUAUUAAGCAGAUUCUGCAUGGCAAAUCAGACUGUUCUCGACUCCUGACUGCUGUAGCACAAAUGAAAUUUGGUAGCAGCAUGGCCCUUGUAGAAUUACUCUCAUACUGUUCAGUGUAAGAGACACUAAUAAGCAUUUAGUGUAUUUACUAUUAUUAAAGUAAAAAACCCUGAAACGGAUGCUAGUCAUACUUAAGGAAUGUAAAGAACAAAUGAGAGUUAGACUAACAUCGUUAAUAUUAUGCCAGCAUAGAUUUCCUUCAAGGAAAGCUUUUUUGCUGAUUAAAUGAAUGAUUAUCCUGCUACCUAUUACCUUUUAAAUAGAAAUGGUAAGCAUUUCAAGUGGGGAUAUAAUAGAAAUGUAUUCGUUGCUGUAGUACUUCUAAAAAGCUAAUGAUCUUAUUGAGUAUCUUGAAAUAAUUUUAGUUUUAGGACUGCCACUUGCCCCAGUUAAGAUUUAUUUAUUUCCUAAAUUUGAUGGGCACUUUAUGGGAAUGUUUCCAUUACUGAAAUCCAAUUUGUUCUAGCUGGAGUAUACAGAAAGGGAGAACAUCAGUGUUUUAUGGCUUUGGACUGAUCUUGUAUAUACAUGUUGCUGUUGGUGACUUCCUUAUCUUGAGUUUUACAUGUUCCUAAAGCUUUUAAAUCUACCUUGUGUCUAAAAGCUUUUAUAACUUUCAAUGUAUCAAGAUAGCUGAUCAAAUGGUAUUAAACUUAAGAAUGUAACUAAUGUGCGUGUUACUGUAUACUGUUAGUCAUCUAAUUGCUCCCUUGUGGGAAUCUUUCCAGUGGACAGAAUAUGAAGCAAAUACUGCAGCUGAAAUUGUGCUACUGGCUAGACUAACUUCUAUCCUGAUUUCACUGUCCUGCAGUGAGUUAUGAUAUAUUCACUGGUGUUAAUCAUAGCGCUGUACAUAAGUUGUCUGUUUGGCUGUAAUUCCAGAAAACGGCAAUAAACUUUAUCUUAUGUUCUCAAAAUAGUGUGUAAACAUCACAAGAUAACAGUAUUCUGUUUAAUAGCUCAAGUAAUACUGGCCUUUAAGCAAGUCUUACACCAGCUAACAAUUAAACAAAAUUGUUUUUGUUUUCAAGCCUAUCAGUUUUUGGUAACAAGCUUGUGAAUGUACACGUUGGCUUUUUUGCUAAGUGAAAAACAAGCAUAGCCUAGAACUAGUCCCAUCUGUAGUAUUUUACAUCUACAGUAUUUUACAGAUGCUCAAAUAGCACAAGCAGAGCUAAGUGUUUAACACUGGAGGAAUGCUUUUUGUGUGCUUUAAUGAAAGUCCCCACUUAAAACAGUUUUCUUAAGAACACCUGCAGGGAAGGAGCUCCUUUAUGAGGUUAUCUGCAUUUUCUUUCUUCUGAAUAUUUCUUGACCAUCUCCUCUAGUUUUAGGGAAUUGGUAUGGUUUUGCUUGCUCUCCAUAUGGCAGCUAAGAGGAGAAAAGGCACAACUUUUAGGAUGUGGCUUUUGCAGGACCCUAAGCUCCAAACAGGCAUAUUGCAACAACCAUGCAGGUUUUAUUCAGAAUGUCCCUAGAUUCGCUUUUAGACCAUCAGUAGUUCCAGCACAGUCCAAGAUGGAUAGGGUCGCUCACUUUACAUACACUUUGACCUCCUACAGUUGGCAGUUGUGGAGAUAACCUCUGAAUUACUGUUAAUAGAAGAUUUUUUUUUUUUUAAACGUUGGCCUUUUUAUUUAACUGUAGGAAAUAUUAAAUAUAAACAUCCUUAACAGAAGUCUACUAUAUUUUUACUUAGUAGGGCGGCCUUAUUCUGCAAAGUGUGUGCUGCAUUAGUAAAUGUUCGCAGGAGAUGUUAUAACUAUCAGCUUCUAAAAUAAGGCAGUUAAAACCUCUGUUAUGCAUAUAGGCUGCUCCUUUCAGGAGUCUGUGGUUCUUCAUUUGUUUACAGCAGUUUUGAAAAAAAAUAUGGGCAAACCUAAGAGCAAGUGGCUAUUAUGCAGCUUCUGGCCAACUUAUAAAUUCUUGUCAGACUUACUUUAAGUAUGACUAAGUCUUCAGAUAACUCACUGCUUUGGUAUGUUGCCAAAUCACAAGUGAUGAGAGGAUUACUUCUUCAAGGAAGCAGAUUCAUGAAAAAUGUCACUGAUUUUCAUUGUUGUCUUGUAUAUUCCCAGAAGGGGUGGAACAGUUUUAGCACAGAUAACUGACAGCUGUGGCAGGCACCAGGUCUGUUAACAGCUAACUGUAAGUAACUUGAACAAAUCACUUCCAAGUAAUUAAGGAUAUUCAUUUUAUUUCAUUUUUAAACAAACACCUUUAGUGGAAUAAAAAUACCUUUUAUUAUGUAAGAAGUGGUUAAUUCUUUUACUUUGUGUGUGUGUGUGUGUGUGUUUUUUUUUCUUUUUAAUUAUUUCCGCACUGGGAAGUGGAAAGGUUCCACCCUUCCUUUCCUUCCUUAGCCGAUUGCGCUGUAAGACUUAAUUCAGUCGACUGCUUCUGCUUCAUGAGACUCAAAACACACAUUCAUCUUUCCUUUUGCAGGACUAGUCUGAUUGCCAAAAAGAAAUUCUAGUGUCUGAUAAUUGUUGAUACAUUUCAUACAAAUGCUGAACAAAAUGUAUUUUAAAGUUCAUUUUUUACCAUGAAGAAUAUCAUUGUUUCCCUGUAGGAGCAAAAGAUUAAUGCUUCUUAUGAAUGCAUUAGGAGGCACAUAUCAAGGGAGGAGGAAUGAACUGUCCGGUGCCUUUCUUGGAGUUCUUUGCACAGGUUCACUCUGAGGAAGGUAAAGUACAGUCGGUUUCUCUUUAGACUGCCAUUUUUAUCUGGAGCAAAGAAGUGGAAGUCACAGAAGACCAAGUACUUAAACUGAUUCAAAAAAGGAUAUUGGAGGUGAAUGUAAUACACUUUGAGUGCUAAGACAGAAUUCACAAAUAAAGCAACAAGAACAACAACAAAAAAGCCACUAUAAAAGUAAUUGAUGAUGCAAUUACUCACUGAAAAAUCCCAGGUUGUAUUACAUCCUACCAUAAAGUGCUGCAUUUCUCAAAGCUUUGUUGCACCUUGGGAAAAGGUUUAUUACAAUGAUGUUAACGUAUCAGUUUUGUUUCAAUCAUAUCUGUCUGUCUUAUGGCUAUUUAGUGUUCAUUUCCCCUUCACGUUCCACCUUUUAACUCUUUCCAGGAGAAUGCAGGUGCUAUUGUAGUACAGCAGAAACCAUUUAAACAAAGGCUCAGGUUC
Struthio camelus australis is the source of this 5889-nucleotide messenger RNA. Lineage: Eukaryota; Metazoa; Chordata; Aves; Struthioniformes; Struthionidae. The record is from RefSeq and is a predicted model, not a curated record.